Messenger RNA from Megalopta genalis, 1804 nucleotides. It is a transcript of the gene nSyb, whose product is annotated as neuronal Synaptobrevin. Gene Ontology annotation, cellular component: membrane. Gene Ontology annotation, biological process: vesicle-mediated transport. The record is from RefSeq and is a predicted model, not a curated record. Lineage: Eukaryota; Metazoa; Arthropoda; Insecta; Hymenoptera; Halictidae.
GGGUUCAAGAAAAUUUUUCAUUCCGAAAAAUCGCCGGCGAAUUUGCUUCUUUCCGGCGUGCGAGUAUAGUCGAGGCGUUCUCGGUUGUUCGACGCGAGCCGGAAACGAAGGGUCCGGGGACCGAGGGAAUUAGGGGAAGUUUUCGAGCGAGAUUCGAAGGUGCGUGGUCGAUCGAGGUAUCGCAGCUCGCGACGGCGAUAUCGCGGCGGUGCCGCUGGAAAUUUUAUCAAUACCGCGGCCGUCUAGUCGCUGACAGUCACUCGUGAAAAGUACGCGGUCAUCCGACGGGGUUGCCAGACCAGCGGAUAGCUCUAGCCGAGGAAAGCAGAAGCGAGCGACGAACAACAUGGCCACCGAGGGCGGUCUAGCACCGGAUGCAGCUGCAGCCGCACCAGGCGCAGGAACCGGUGAAAUCGUCGGGGGUCCGAGGACGCCUCAGCAAACUGCCGCGCAAAAACGAUUGCAGGCGACGCAGGCGCAGGUCGAUGAGGUCGUCGACAUUAUGAAAACAAACGUCGAUAAGGUCCUGGAGCGUGAUCAGAAGCUCUCCGAACUCGACGAUCGAGCAGAUGCGCUUCAACAGGGAGCGUCGCAGUUUGAACAACAGGCGGGAAAACUGAAGAGGAAGUUCUGGCUACAAAAUCUGAAGAUGAUGAUCAUCAUGGGCGUCAUCGCACUAAUCGUCUUGGCCAUUAUCGUCGCGAACUUCGUGUAGACGUGCUGGUUGGUGGAAGAGAUUUGUGUGUGAGUGAGUCUGAAGCGAGAGCCACCGGCGGCAGCGACUCGCAAAACUGAACACGCGAGUCAAACUAAAAAGAAAAGAAAACGAGAAACAGAACGAAAAGCAAAACCGAAACCGAAAAAGCUAAGCAAAACCAACAAAACGCAACCAGGAAACCAAAAAAUUUGAAAAAGCUAAAAAAAAAAAAGAAACACACAAAAGAGCAACAAGUAAACAAGAGUCCACAAGCGAUACGAAGUGAGAACGAACAAAGUGAAGAAGGAAGGAAGACGGGGAGAAAAGGAAACGAGAUAACGAUUGUAAAAAGAAAAGUCCUAAAUAAUUAAUAGACACGGGAAAUUAAAACGGAGAUCGUGCCGGAAAAAGUUUGAUGAAGAUCCAAGGGAACAGCGUGGAUAACCAUAGAUCGUCGACGAAGCAUCCCGAGACGGCGAAUCUUUCGAAGCAACCCGAAGAAGGAUCGUCGAUCAUCUAGGUCCGGGAGAGACGCGAUCGUAGUGAUCGAGAAGGACGAGAGGCAUCGAUCACGGUUCCUAUCGCAGCUCCGUCUGCUGUUCGAGCUAUCCGGCGAUGAUCCAGGCUCGAGCAGAAGCGGAUCUCGAUCGAAUAUUCUCUCGCGAAUGGACGAAGGCUGGCCGGAACGAUCCACGGACGAUACUCGGGGCUCGAUCGUCCAGUGAGAUCCUUGUAGUUCGUCGGUUGUUACAUCGAACGGUAACGAUAGAACGCGGGGGAUCGAGGGAUCGCGUGGGAUCCAGGCGCGCCGGGGGUGGACGAAUACGAACGAUCGAUAAUAAUAGAGAAAUCGUUGCCUUCCUUCGUCCAUGAUUUCGUUGAUCUACGCGGCAACCAAGGAUAAAUUCGAUGGCCAGUGUGUCUGUGUAUAAAAUAAUAAUCGAGAAGAGGGGAAGAUGGAUCCACAAGACGAAGAAACGAUUCUAGAUCCGGGAGCAGAUGAUUUUCGACGAAGGCAGAGCCGGUAUCGUAGGGUGUUUCUCAUUGUACCCCUUUCCCCACCGUAAUCAAGUGCCGAAUAUAUAAAUAAAUGCGUGUAUAAAUGUA